This is a messenger RNA of Rhineura floridana, 1641 nucleotides long. RefSeq names its product KDEL endoplasmic reticulum protein retention receptor 1 (gene KDELR1). NCBI's taxonomy places the organism in Eukaryota, Metazoa, Chordata, Lepidosauria, Squamata, Rhineuridae. The record is from RefSeq and is a predicted model, not a curated record. The transcript has 5 exons. Gene Ontology annotation, biological process: protein retention in ER lumen; endoplasmic reticulum to Golgi vesicle-mediated transport. The coding region runs from base 258 to 896 and encodes 212 amino acids. Gene Ontology annotation, cellular component: endoplasmic reticulum; cis-Golgi network; membrane. Gene Ontology annotation, molecular function: ER lumen protein retrieval receptor activity.
GCCCCACUGUGGGUGUGGCAAGCCUUUCUCUCCUCCCCCUUUGUGGCCUGCCUUCCCAGAUAUCCUUCAUGCAUACCAGCUUACUUGGAUCAAGAAGAAGAAAAUAAAAAUAAAGGUUUCUUUCCCUCCCCCUCACGCACUACCUUUCCUGGCCUCCUGGGAUCUGCUCCGGCCCCCAGACAUUUUAAUCUUCCACUCUUUUCUGCAGUUUUCCCUCUAGGAAGCUAGGCAAACCUCUACAACACACCCGGAACACCAUGAAUGUAUUCCGCUUCCUGGGAGACAUCUCUCAUCUUCUAGCUAUAAUCAUCUUGCUGUUGAAGAUCUGGAAGACAAGAUCAUGUGCUGGGAUUUCUGGGAAGAGCCAAGUUCUCUUUGCCAUUGUUUUCACCACUCGGUACCUAGACCUAUUUACCAACUACAUCUCCUUGUACAACACCUCCAUGAAGGUGGUUUAUAUUGCAUGCUCUUAUGCCACAGUAUGGAUGAUCUAUAGCAAAUUCAAAGCCACCUAUGAUGGCAACCACGACACCUUCCGAGUGGAGUUCCUGGUCCUUCCCACAGCAGUGUUAGCUUUCCUAGUGAAUCAUGAUUUCACUCCCCUAGAGAUUCUCUGGACCUUCUCCAUCUAUCUGGAGUCAGUGGCUAUUUUGCCACAACUCUUCAUGGUCAGUAAGACAGGUGAGGCAGAGACCAUCACAAGUCACUAUCUCUUCGCCUUGGGUGUCUACCGUGCCCUCUACUUAUUCAACUGGAUUUGGCGUUACCAGUUUGAGGGCUUCUUCGACCUGAUUGCCAUUGUGGCCGGUUUGGUGCAAACCAUACUCUACUGCGAUUUCUUCUACCUCUACGUUACAAAAGUUCUAAAAGGCAAGAAGUUGAGUUUGCCGGCAUAGUUCAGAUUGAGACUGUGACAAGAUACUUUGGCUGAAGAGGAGGAUGGGAAUCCUUCACAGGAAGUUUAAAGACAAAGUUUUUUGGGGGGGAUAUUUUGUUUUGUUUUUACCAGCGAAGUAAAAUUACCUGUUGGUCUGUCCUUGCACCUGAACUUUUACCGGAGUGUGAUUUGGGACAAGACAAUGGAUGGUCCUUCCGCUGAAGAGCCUGAUAUAGAAGGGGUGAGGUGGGCUACAGCUUGGAUUCAAAGUUUAUAAUGACUACCCCUGGUUAAUAUAUAGGCUGCAAGUUUCUCAUAGCCCCUUAUUGAGCAUUAUCUUCACUUUCUAUACUCUUGACUCUAUUUUGUUGAUGAACUGGCACAGGUAAGAAACAUUUCUUUUAAAAAAUCCGGAACAUCUUCCUCUCACAUUGCACUCAUGUUUUGGGUGUGGGGCUGACAACUGCAUGAAGAAAUCUGAGCUUUUCCUUUUGUGAGGAUCUAGUGUGGUGGGACUAUCCAGAUAAACAGGAGCGCUUAAAAAUUUAGUCUUGUUUCCUUUAUAUAGUUAUUACUUUUGUCUAAUUUUUAAAAAGAUUGCUGGCAAGAAAAGACCUCCUUUAUACCUUCUGACACUUACUUCAUUUUGUAUAUUAUUUGAUGGUUAAUUCCUCAUCUACUUUAAAUAAAAUAAACAAUUCUCCCCAAUUAAUUAGUGCCUUUGUGGGAGGGAUGGGAAUUUAAAUAAAAACAAAUGUUUUGUU